Molecule: messenger RNA, 1860 nt
Organism: Phytophthora sojae
Lineage: Eukaryota; Oomycota; Peronosporomycetes; Peronosporales; Peronosporaceae
Exons: 1
Coding region: 1-1860 (619 amino acids)
Source: RefSeq, a predicted model, not a curated record
AUGACGAAGCCCCUGCACCGGCAGCGCUCGCUGUCGUCGGCGAGCGGCGGCGGCGUGGGGCGCGACACGCCCAACUCGCGGCCCUCGCUGCAGACGUCCAAGGAGUACGUGGCCCGCGCGCAGCAGUUCGCCGACGCGCGCGUCCACGAGACGCUGCACAGGUACCACAGCAACCGCGCGGCCGCCUCGUACGCGCCCGGAGGCUCGGCCGGCGUGGACCGCUCGCAGUGGAAGCUGGCCAAAGGCGGCGGCCGCCACGACGCCAUCGCCUGCUACAAGAAGGUCUCGGCGCGCGGCCCGUUCGGCGGCCUGAGGAUACGCGCCAAGCACAAGCAGCAGCAGCAGCACGCAGACGACGCCAUGCGCAUGACCAUGAGCGCCGGCAAGAGCGCGCCGUCCGUGGCCCUCUCGGACCAGGCCGAGCUGCUGGCCAUCGGGACCGUGCCCGGCACGCUCGAGGACGUGCUGCACGGCACCGUGAACCUCACGCCCGAGGCCAUGCAGAUCGAGAGCGCCCACGCCCAGUGCGACCUGCUGGACAGCCGCGUGCUGGCCGCGCUCGUGGCUCCGUCAGCCAGCGCGCCGUUCCGAUCGCUCACGCUCAAGUGGGCGCUGCGGCACCAUGAAGUGCUGUCCCGCCAUAGAGACUACGUGUACCUGGAGGCCACCGGCGUGCUGCGCGACCCGCAGGACAGCGGCGCGCGCGUGGGCUACCACCUCGUGCACUCGGUGACGCUGCCGUCCGCGCCCGAGCUGGCGCCGGAGAUGCAGAUCGUGCGCGGCCACUUGUCGUACUGCUACCUCUACCGACAACACAGCGAGAACGAAGUCGAGCUCUUCUUCCACGGCGGGAUGCUGCCCCGCGGCGGCGCAAGGGACCGACUGGCCUUCUCGCUCACAGCAGAGGCCGUGCUGGCCUCGCCCAGUACGGUCGAGUGCGCCAUGAUGAAGAAGCUGGCCUUCUCGCUGCGGACCAAGCAGCCAGCAGCUCUGCGUCCGCCUUCGCCGCCAUUGCACCACGUAGACGACGACGUCCGCCAGACGCAGGGCGGACGCAAGAGCAACUUCACCAGCAGCAUGUUCCGCGGCUCGAUGACGUUUGACAGCAGCCGCAGCAGUGUGUCCUUCGGCGGCGCGGGUGCAGGCGUGAACCCUUGUCGAGUGUGCCACCGCCCCGUGCGACCUUUCUUCGGUGGGAAAGUGACGCGCUGCGAGUUGUGUGAAGAGCCCGUGUGCAACCACUGCAAGGUGAACAAGAAGGUGUUCGUGUUCGAGAGUGGCGUGUUCCACCCGCAGAAGAUGGACUUUUGCUCCGAGUGCAUGGUCUCCACGAGCCGUUUGAACGCUGGCUGGGUGGCGUCCCAGGAGCUCACUGGCGCCACCACGCGGAUGCGCAUGAGUGAGCGAAUCAGUCUGCAAGUGGAGGAACAUGGCGCAAAGUCUCAAUUUGGCUUGAGUUCGUCGUCCUGGAACGGCAGGAUGUCGCGCAUUGACGAAGGAGGCCGCGGUACCAUGUCGUCGGAUGGCCCCAUGAUGCAUUCAGCACCUCAGUCUGUCGUCUGGCUCCCGACGGACCACCUGCACCCGCGCCUCACCUCGAUCGAUCCCAUGGAUCUGGAAGAGGACGAAGAAGAAGACGAGCACCCAAGUGAUGCACGCCCCGAGGCCAAGUCAUACGGCCGGAUCGAAGACGACAGCUUCAUCGAUACGGAGGCGUUUGUGACGCUGGACGACGACGACGAGUUCUUUGACGGCGAGGAAGUCAUCCCGAUGAUCGAUAUCCCAUCCGAGGGCGAAGAGGACGAGUUCGAGGCUGAAAGAGUGCUCUCGCGACAUGUGGUGGACCUCGUGCAGGCAUAG